AUGUAUGUACGUGAAACACAAGCGAACCGAAAUGAAAUUUGCGCGUCUCCGACAGGCUACGUGGUGGGAGCGACAUUUCCGGUUGGAAUGGAAUGAUGUUCUAUAAUACUCUUAUGUUUGUAUCGUCACUCACAAGCUUCCGUUUCCUCCUCGUCUCUAAGAUCCCUCUCUAUCUGCAUGCGACUGCUCUCAUUCGAAUCUCGCUUUCUUCAAAAGCCUGCGUGAUUGAUUUUCUCUAGCGUUCCACCUCCCAAUCCGAAGAUCUGCGUCUAUGGACAAGGACAAGUCCCCUGCCCAUGGUGGAGGUUUCCCACCCCAAUCAGGCAGGUACUCGGGUUUCUUGCCAACCGGAGCUGCUUUCAAUGUGAAACCUGAGCCAUCCUCUUCAGCGUCGUUUCCUCCGCUGGCCUCGGGUGCUAGUGCAGACUCUGGUCACUUUAGCCAUGAUAUUAGCCGAAUGCCAGAUAACCCACCAAGGAAAUUGGGUCAUAGACGUGCCCAUUCGGAAAUCUUGACCCUUCCAGAUGAUAUUAGCUUUGAUAGUGACCUUGGUGUUGUGGGUGGUGCGGAUGGCCCUUCAUUUUCGGAUGAGACUGAGGAAGACUUGUUCUCUAUGUACCUUGAUAUGGAAAAGUUCAAUUCAUCAUCUGCUACAUCAUCCUUUCAGUUCGGGGAGCCUUCAUCUUCUGCAGCAGCACCUACUCCAGUAAUAGCACCAGUGUCAAGAUCACCCACCUCAUCCGCGGAGAAUAUUGCCAUCGGUUCUAAUGAGAGACCCAGAGUUAGGCACCAACAUAGCCAGUCAAUGGAUGGGUCGUCAACCAUCAAACCGGAGAUGCUGGUCUCCAGUUCAGAAGAUAUCAAUGCAGCUGAUUCCAAGAAAGCGGUGUCAGCUGCUAAGCUUGCUGAGCUUGCCCUGAUUGAUCCAAAACGUGCAAAGAGGAUCUGGGCAAAUAGGCAGUCAGCUGCAAGGUCAAAGGAAAGGAAAAUGCGAUAUAUUGCUGAGCUUGAACAGAAAGUCCAGACGUUGCAAACAGAAGCAACUUCCUUGUCUGCUCAAUUGACUCUCUUGCAGAGAGAUACAAAUGGUCUGACUGCUGAGAACAGUGAACUGAAACUGCGCUUGCAAACAAUGGAGCAACAGGUUCAUUUGCAAGAUGCAUUGAACGAUGCACUAAAAGAAGAAAUUCAGCAUCUGAAAGUUGUGACUGGCCAAGCUAUGCCAAAUGGAGGACCUAUGAUGAACUACGCUUGUUUUGGCGGGGCGGGCCAGCAGCAAUUCUAUCCAACCAAUCAAGCUAUGCACACCCUUCUAACUGCACAGCAGUUUCAACAGCUCCAGAUUCAUUCUCAGAAGCAGCAGCACCAAUUUCAGCAGCAUCAAUUCCAUCAACUUCAGCAGCAACAGAUGCAGCAGCAGCUUCAGCAACAGCAACAGCAAAGUGGGGACUUGAAACUAGGAGGAUCCGUGCCUUCGCCAAGCCAGAAAGAGAAUACAUCAGAGGUCAACCAAUCUGUAACAAAGGAUUGUUAAGAAAUGUUUUCCAGUUAGCAUUUGUUUGUAGUCAGUUGUAUGCAUAUCAUUUUAGUUGUAGAUCGAAUUAUCAUAGUUGUAGCACCUUGUGAUUUGUGUUUUGUUCUGGGUAUUUACGGUGGAUUUAGAUUAUGAAGAUUGUUACUGAAAA
Molecule: messenger RNA, 1685 nt
Organism: Pyrus x bretschneideri (Chinese white pear)
Lineage: Eukaryota; Viridiplantae; Streptophyta; Magnoliopsida; Rosales; Rosaceae
Product: probable transcription factor PosF21
Exons: 5
Coding region: 272-1534 (420 amino acids)
Biological process (GO): regulation of DNA-templated transcription
Cellular component (GO): nucleus
Molecular function (GO): DNA-binding transcription factor activity
Source: RefSeq, a predicted model, not a curated record